This is a messenger RNA of Papilio machaon (common yellow swallowtail), 1543 nucleotides long. It is a transcript of the gene nSMase, whose product is annotated as putative neutral sphingomyelinase. Gene Ontology annotation, molecular function: sphingomyelin phosphodiesterase activity. The transcript has 6 exons. Gene Ontology annotation, cellular component: cytoplasm. The record is from RefSeq and is a predicted model, not a curated record. Lineage: Eukaryota; Metazoa; Arthropoda; Insecta; Lepidoptera; Papilionidae. Bases 260 to 1459 code for a protein of 399 amino acids.
CAUUGUCAUGCUGACCGCUGUCAGUGUCGGGUUGAUUCGAAUCGAAAUCUCGUUAUUCCACGCAGGCAAAGAUUUUUCUUACAGGAAAUACAAAAUACCUGUAGUAUUAAUUUUAGGUCAUACUGAUUGUUUUUAUAAAGAAUGCAAGUAGAUUUAUUUUUUAACCUGUAACAGAUAACCUUUUCUUUGUACUUACUAGUAAUUUUUAAAAGUAACAGACGGUAAAUAAAAAUAAUUAAGGAGUAAAUAUCAAGACAUAAUGGACUUCACCCUAAAUAUUUUCACCUUGAAUUGCUGGGGAAUACCAGGUGUAUCGAAAAAUCGCAAAGAAAGAAUAGAAGCGAUUGCAAAGUAUCUUAUGCAAAGUUCACAUAACAUUGUAUGUCUUCAAGAGAUAUGGAGUGAAAAAGACUAUUUGUUUUUAAAAGACAGUCUUAAGAAAGUUCUUCCUUACUCUCAUUAUUUUUAUAGUGGAGUUCUGGGAUCGGGCUUAUGUGUAUUUUCUAAAUGGCUGAUUCAGGAUGUGUUUUUCCAUCAAUGGCCUCUAAAUGGCUAUAUUCACAAGAUACAUCAUGGUGAUUGGUUUGGAGGGAAGGGAGUGGGCUUAUGUAGAAUUAGAUAUGAAGACAAACUCAUAAAUGUAUAUUGCACACAUCUGCAUGCAGAAUACCAUGAAGAUGACAUGUACUUAGCACACAGGGUGCUGCAAGCAUACUCCACUGCGGAGUUUGUUAAUCUUACCACAUCUCCUGCUGAUGUGUCCAUACUCGCUGGAGAUUUGAACACCGCUCCCGGUGAUUUGUCUUUCAGAUUGAUCACUCAGCUACCAGUAUUAUUAGAUCCUUACGUAAUGAAAUGUGAAGGCAAUAACUCAGCCAUUGCUAAAGCAUCCGGCACAUGUGAUAAUGUUAACAAUAGUUAUUCAGAUGCUAAGAUGACUAAAACUGCGCCAGAAGGAAAAAGAAUUGACCAUAUACUGUUCAAACUGAGUAAUUCUUGGGAGGCUGAUGUUGUAAAUUUCGGGAACCCACUUGAAGACAGAGUGCCGGGUGAAGACUUCUCUUAUUCCGAUCACAAUGCUGUUUCAUUAGAAUUAAGAAUCAGAGAGAUAAAUGCCAAAAAGACCAGUCAAAGACAACAAAGCGCUGAUGAUCGGUUUGAUAACACAAUUAAUCAAGCUAUAAAAGUAUGUCAAGAUGCUAAAAUAACUAUAACAAAAUCAAAACGUCUAUUUCUAACUUGCGGAGGACUUCUAUUCAUGUUCCUAUUAGGUACGGUAGGUUAUUGGCCUAAUAAUAUACUAGCUGAUUUCGUAAAAAUAGUGAUAACAGGUUUUUGUUUCUAUUACAUAAUUAUGGGGACAAUAUGGAACAAAAUUGAAAUGAACAGUCUUAAAGCUGGUUUGAGUGCUUUAGAAAAUUUUUAUAGAACCAGAAAUGAAUUGAAAUGUGAGGACUAGUUUAAAAAGCACAAUUUAAAGUGAUCAUAAUUAUUUAGCUUUUCAUUACCAUUAAUAUAAAAAUUACGUAUUUUGUACAAACCU